Molecule: messenger RNA, 1402 nt
Organism: Sus scrofa (pig)
Lineage: Eukaryota; Metazoa; Chordata; Mammalia; Artiodactyla; Suidae
Gene: SKP2
Product: S-phase kinase associated protein 2
Biological process (GO): SCF-dependent proteasomal ubiquitin-dependent protein catabolic process
Cellular component (GO): SCF ubiquitin ligase complex
Molecular function (GO): protein binding
Source: RefSeq, marked provisional
CGGACGCCAUGCACAGGAAGCACCUCCAGGAGAUUCCCGACCAGAGUAGCAACGUUACCACCAGCUUCACGUGGGGAUGGGAUUCUAGCAAGACUUCUGAACUGCUUUCAGGCAUGGGGGUCUCUGCCUUGGAGAAGGAGGAGGUGGACAGUGAGAACAUCCCCCAGGAACUGCUUUCAAACCUGGGCCACCCGCAGAGCCCUCCGCGAAAACGGCUGAAGAGCAAAGGGAAUGAAAAGGACUUUGUGAUCGUCCGCAGACCUAAGCUAAAUCGAGAGAACUUUCCAGGUGUUUCAUGGGACUCCCUUCCAGAUGAGCUGCUCUUAGGAAUCUUUUCCUGUCUGUGCCUCCCUGAGCUCCUGAAAGUCUCCAGCGUUUGUAAAAGAUGGUAUCAUCUAGCGUUUGACGAGUCUCUCUGGCAGACCUUAGACCUCACAGGUAGGAACCUCCACCCAGAUGUGACCGGUCGGCUGCUGUCUCGAGGGGUGGUUGCCUUCCGCUGUCCACGAUCAUUUAUGGACCAACCGCUAGUCGAACAUUUCAGCCCUUUUCGUGUACAGCACAUGGACUUGUCAAACUCUGUGAUCGAUGUGUCUACCCUCCACGGCCUUCUGUCCCAGUGCUCCAAGUUGCAGAAUCUCAGCCUGGAAGGCCUGCGGCUUUCGGAUCCCAUUGUCAAUAAUCUUGCUCAGAACACAAAUUUAGUGCGACUAAACCUUUCUGGGUGUUCUGGAUUCUCCGAAUCUGCCCUAAAGACCUUGCUGAGCAGCUGUUCCAGAUUGGAUGAGCUGAACCUCUCCUGGUGUUAUGACUUCACUGAAAAGCACGUGCAGGUGGCUGUUGCACACGUGUCAGAGACCAUCACCCAGCUGAAUCUCAGCGGCUACCGAAAGAAUCUGCAGAAAUCAGAUGUCUCCACCUUAGUUGGAAGAUGUCCCAAUCUGGUCCACCUAGAUUUAAGUGACAGUGUCAUGCUGAAGAAUGACUGCUUUCAGGAAUUUUACCAGCUCAACUACCUCCAACACCUAUCCCUCAGUCGAUGCUAUGACAUAAUACCCGAAACUUUACUGGAACUUGGAGAAAUUCCCACACUAAAAACACUACAAGUCUUUGGAAUCGUGCCAGACGGUACCCUUCAACUGUUAAAAGAAGCCCUUCCUCAUCUACAGAUUAAUUGUUCCCAUUUUACCACCAUUGCCAGGCCAACCAUCGGCAACAAAAAGAACCAGGAGAUAUGGGGCAUCAAAUGCCGACUGACACUGCAGAAGCCCAGUUGUCUAUGAAGUAUCUGUUGCAGGAUGGUGUCUCCUCUUUUCUUUGAACAGGGAAAGUAGGCAGGAAGCCCAGUUGCUGGAGAACUCAGCUAUUUUUAUUCUUGGUUUUCCCUUGCCUUCCUUCUCCA